This is a messenger RNA of Hylaeus volcanicus, 5061 nucleotides long. RefSeq names its product vascular endothelial growth factor receptor 1 (gene Pvr). Bases 290 to 4513 code for a protein of 1407 amino acids. Gene Ontology annotation, cellular component: signaling receptor complex. NCBI's taxonomy places the organism in Eukaryota, Metazoa, Arthropoda, Insecta, Hymenoptera, Colletidae. Gene Ontology annotation, molecular function: transmembrane receptor protein tyrosine kinase activity; ATP binding. The transcript is spliced from 23 exons. The record is from RefSeq and is a predicted model, not a curated record. Gene Ontology annotation, biological process: multicellular organism development; positive regulation of kinase activity; cell surface receptor protein tyrosine kinase signaling pathway.
CAACCGCGUUUGUACAUCGAGCGUGAAGUAAACGAAGGAGAGCGACGUUAAGAUGACGUAGUCGGUGAUAAGUCGUAGUCGGAGAACCGGGGAGUCGUCAGGGUGGGGUCUGCACGCUGGCACAAGUCAUGAGCCGGUUGUUUCAGUUGGUUCAGUAGGAAAGUGCGCGUAGCACGGUGACCAACGUUCUCGACAAGAGACGCGACGUCUCUGAACGAGGUGCCUCCGCGUGAACAGAUCUUAUCAAAAAUGUGAAGGUGUGUGACCUGUUACGAAGAGAGAAAAAAAAAUGGCGCGCACCUCGCAAGUAUUGUUCUCGAUCGUGGCUGGUCUCCUAGUCUGCAGAGAUUCAGCGGCUCGGAGGCCGGAUAUAACAGCGGAAACUGAGGAGAUUAUAAAAAACGAAGGCGAACCGUUGGACGUGGUUUGUUCUGGAGACACGAAGAUCUUCUUUAUUUAUCCUACAAGCACGGACGCGAUCGUCACCUCCGACCCGGAAAUAAACGAGUACGAAGAGGAGGAUGGCACCUACAGGUACGAGUUUCGACGACCACAUACUGUUUACGGAGACACCGGUUGGUACGGUUGCGCUGACCGUCCCGUCGAAGUCACCACGGAUUCCUAUGCUGACCCAGAUAUCACCUGGGUUUACGUUUACGUACAGUCAAACACGAGCUUAUUCGUGCAAGCUGAUACCCUGUUCUCGUUGCGAGAAGUUAUCGGUGGAACUGCCGUCAUACCGUGCAGACCAACGUCGCCAAACCUGACAGUGAAUCUUCUGAAGGACGAAAUGGACGUCGAAUCUAGUCGGCUAUCUUUCGAUCCAAGAAUCGGAUUCUCGCUGAGGCGCGUUGUACUCACGGACAGUGGCUACUUCAAAUGCACGAUAGAGCGGGACGGUACAGAUCAUGAGGUCAAUUAUCAUUUACACGUCCUUCGCAAACAGACGUUAAACGAGCCAAAAAUCCUGGAAGACACUUUAAGGCACGUAACGCAAGGACAAACUUUGUACGUGAAUUGCACUAUCGACAUCGACGAGGACAUGCAGUAUGUUUUCAAUUGGAGUACACCGCAACAAAGCAGCAGGAUCACCACUCGCCUCUACAACUCGAAGUACGCCCCUAGCGUUUACAGAGUCACCACCGAAUUGGUGGUCAGAAACGUGACGGACGAAGACCAAGGCUACUACAUUUGCUUUAUUAAAACUUUCAACGAUUUUAAGAAAAAGUCAAAGUACAUCGAGGUGCACGAUCCAGGCAACAAGUUCAUUAAUUUAACGACGCAGGAUGCUAACAGGCAUUACGAGCGUCGGUACAACGAUAAAGUACAAUGGGUCGUGGAUGUGAAUGCCUAUCCUCUAGCGCAUUUGAAAUGGUUGAAUCCGAAGGGAGAGGAAAUUGUCGGGAAUUGGAUGAUACCUGAGAAAGCAAAGUACGCGAUUAAUACAACGCAUACUUCGACCAUUCUGAGAAUUAAUCGUUUGGACGUUAAUGACAUGGGGGUGUAUUCCAUUCAAGCUACUAAUUACGACAAAAUAGAAAUGCUGAACUUCACAUUGGAUGUGAUAGCUAAGCCAGUAGUCCUCUUGGAAAAAGGGGAUUCGUACUAUACGCCCAAACAGACGGUGGAUAUGCGCUGUUACGUGGCAGCGUAUCCAGAGCCAAAUAUUACAUGCACUUUCUUGAAGUGCCCUUAUUAUCCUUCCUGUCAGAAUUCAACCACGGCAUCGUUAAUGGUGACCAAGGAACACGCAAUGACGACUUCUUUCCUCUUCAGAGCAAGAAUGAUCACUGAAAUGUCUGGCAAACUCACAUGCGUUGCUUGCAACACCGUUGGAUGCGACUCUGCGACUGAAAAUAUUUUCGUAUCCGAUGGAAAUGGAGGAUUCGGCAUAAUAGAACCAAAGGGACCGGUAACGGCGGGUGACGAUUUUGAAUUGAUUUGCGCUUCCUCCGUUUACAAUUAUUCGAACAUCUUCGAUUGGACCAACGAAGACGGCACUCUUAUUCGAGAAGAUGAUAGACUGACGAUUGUAUCGGACAAAACUCAAUUCACUUACCGAUCGAUUCUGAGAAUAAAGAAGGUAGAGAAGAAGGACUCGAAGGAGUAUAUUUGUACAGGGAGAACCACCGAUAAUAUUAUGGAAAGUAUGGAGUACGUUCUACGCGUGGAAGAUGCGCGAGCACCUGUUUUUACUGAAACCAACAUGAACGAAAGCGAAGUGACGAUCGAUUUAAAUGAAGGUCACGAAACGAUGAUUCUUAAAUGUUUCGUAAGCGGUAUGCCCAAACCAAACAUAACUUGGUACAAGGACGAUACGUUAUUGGUAAAUAACGAGCAAUACAUGUUUCUCUCCGACCAUCAAGUACUUCAUAUGAAGUAUUUCCUGGAGAAGGACAGUGGAAUGUAUUCGUGUCGAAUAGCGAAUCGUAUCGGAAAAUUGGAAGCUCGCAGGCAGAUAACGAUAAAAGGGAAAGAGCUUUCGAAAGGACUGAUCAUAUCAAUCGUCGUCGUAAUUCUCAUCCUUCUAGCUCUGGUUGUGUAUUUCUUUGUCAAAGUCCGUCGCGAAAAGGUGAUGAGAAAGGUAUUAAUGGCGGCAGGUUUGAUGCACUUCGAGGAGGGAGCGGUGGAGUGUUUGAAUCCAGAUUUGACGGUGGACGAUCAAGCGGAAUUACUUCCUUACGACAAGAAGUGGGAGUUCCCUAGGGAGAGGUUAAAAUUAGGGAAAAAGCUGGGAAGUGGUGCAUUCGGAGUCGUCAUGAAAGCGGAAGCUCAAGGGAUCUGCGAAGAAGAAGGAGUCACCACUGUUGCCGUAAAAAUGGUGCGCCGCACAACCGAUCCCACUUAUGUUCGCGCGCUUGCCAGCGAAUUAAAAAUCAUGGUGCACCUUGGAAAGCACCUGAACGUCGUCAAUCUGCUUGGCGCUUGCACAAAAAAUAUUUCAAAACGCGAGUUGUUGGUGAUUGUCGAGUACUGCCGAUUCGGGAACUUGCACAAUUAUCUACUGCGACACAGGGACGAUUUUAUCAAUCAGAUAGAUCCAGCUACCGGGAAAUGCGAUCCUGUUAUCGGCAUGGAUCUCCUGACUAGGACUGUCAGCGUUGGCAGUAACAGCAGGAUAAAAUAUGCGGCAUUGUCAUUUUCUCGCAGUCUUAGCGCAAACUCUGGCACCGAUUCGGUGCAAUAUCAAGGUGGUGGUGCGAUGGAUUCCCAAGGUGUAACUAUGACACCGGACGGCUGCGUCCUCAGCAACGGCUCAACCCAACCAGGAUGGAGAUCCAACUAUCGCGGCGACUAUAAGGAUUACAACUUGAAACCAAUCUGCACGCAGGACUUACUGUCUUGGGCCUUCCAGGUGGCGCGAGGAAUGGAAUAUCUCAGUCAUAGAAAAGUGUUACACGGUGACUUAGCCGCGAGAAACAUUUUGCUCGCCGAGAAUAACAUAGUGAAGAUUUGCGAUUUCGGCUUGGCGAAGACGAUGUACAAGGACGACAAUUACAAGAAGAAAGGGGAUGGCCCGUUGCCUAUCAAGUGGAUGGCUAUCGAGUCGAUCAGAGAUCGGAUCUUCUCGACGCAGUCGGAUAUUUGGUCGUUUGGCAUAGUUCUGUGGGAGUUUUUCACCCUGGCUGAGACGCCGUAUCCAGGAAUGGAGGCGGAGAAGCUGUAUCAGAAGCUAAUCGAAGGUUACAGGAUGGAACAACCGGAGUACGCUACGUCCGAAGUGUACGCCAUAAUGCUGCAAUGCUGGAAGGCCAAGCCUACGCUGCGGCCAAGUUUCACGGAAUUAGUUCAGAGUAUAGGCGAUUUGUUGGAAGACAGCGUGAAAGCGCAUUACAUCAGUCUGAAUGCUCCCUACAUGGACAUGAACACAAUAAUGCUGGAGAGCGGUAAAAACGAUUACUUGACCAUGUUGUCUGCGCCUGAUCACACUAUACUCUCCUCGCCUGGCCACGAGUACACAAAUUCGCCCAUGGUGGAGAAUUCAGGGGACGCAGCCUAUCUGUGCAUGAGUCCAACGAGUCCUUUGAACGAGUCAGGGAUAUUCAGCCCCAGACCGCAUCCCGAACGGGGUCACUUUGAAUUCCCCUCGCCUACGUCCGAUUCGGAAGACGCCAUCGAGUUGUCGCCCAUGCUCAAGAAGGAGGAGGAGGAUCCUUACUUGAAACCCAUCAACGUGCACGAACGGAGGGCUGAGUUUGCUAGGAAGAGGCAAGCUAUGAAGGAUCAGCCGAUCGACAGACCGAACGACCGCGAUUCCGGUUACUGCAACACGCCGCGGAAUCUCCAUUUAAUAGAUCUGAACGAGAAGAACAGAAACCCGGAUAGAACGGAAGGGAACGACAAGGUGGAUUCGGUGGAGAAGGACUUCGCGCCCUCCAUCAUCAGGACGCAGGACAAUUACGUGAACAUGCCUCAGCAGAAAAUCGACAUGAGGAAGGACAUGCCUGAUGGAUUCAGUAAUCCCAGCUACGUGAUGAUGAGUACUCGAGAAGUGGAUCAGACGAGAGUUUGAACUACCGGUGUCGCAUAGAAAUCUUUCAAGAGUUUCUAAAAUUUUCUAAAAUAGCUGGUCGUAUCGACCGUAUGCGUAUGUGUUACGUAACGUGUGUACAUUGACUCUGUUUGCUAUUACAUGUUAUUUACAAUGUGCCAUGACAAAACGCUGCGCUUGGCGAGCCUUUAUUCAAAGAUUGGGACCAAGAAACCAAACGCUUUAAACGAUGUACUUACUGUCGAGGAGAGUGCUCGACGAAUAAAAAUGAAAUUCGAAUUUAAUUACCCCGCGGAGGAAUAUAUAGUAUUCUAACUAAAUUUCAGAUGUAUAAUUUACGUAAAUGUAAGACGCGAAUAAAGUAGACUCGCUUAUCGGUACUUAAUACUCAAUGUAUCGCAGGUUAGGUCACAGGGUUUAGUGUUACGAGCCUGAGGAAUUUAUCUAUGUACUGCAACCAAAGCCAACGUUAACGAAACGUGUGUAUUCGUCGUACAAGCAAUUUUUAUAACAAAGUCUAUUAAAUUAAUUAAUUUAGAAUCUUGUAAAAUAAAAUUUUUACAUACGAA